Molecule: messenger RNA, 5352 nt
Organism: Salpingoeca rosetta
Lineage: Eukaryota; Choanoflagellata; Craspedida; Salpingoecidae
Exons: 6
Coding region: 1-5352 (1783 amino acids)
Biological process (GO): positive regulation of DNA-templated transcription
Source: RefSeq, a predicted model, not a curated record
AUGAGCGAGCCUUCGUCGUCCUCAUCGUCGUCCUCGUCGUCGUCGGCCCCUGCGCGCCCGCCUUGGCUGAUGAGCAGCGAGAGCAACCCAAGCGCAACCACGUGUCGCAUCAAAGACUUGCCGCCAUCAUCAACCACGAACCAGCACGAUGGCGGCACACAGCAGCACCCGCCAGAGUGUCGACAGCUGCAGCGACAACAACGUGAUCGACACGAGGAUCGCAUGCGUGGUGCAUUGACGCCACUGCCGGCGCCAUCUCCCUCUCCUCUUCCGCCAGCAACAUCACACGCCACCCACAGCUACACCUCCAUUUCAAGUUCCGUUCAUCUGCCUUCCUCAAACGGCGACAUUCAGCCAUCCUGGAUUGAGGAGGAAGAUGACGACGGUGGCGCGCAGAUGAGCAGGCAACAGAUGUACGUUGGCCAUAAUGGCUGCAAAGGUGUUGGUGACGUUAGCCUUCCCAGAUCAAACACUGGUGCAAACGGCACAUACACCCGUCCUCAUGCCCGCCACAGCAACAACGGCAACAGCGGGAACAAUGCCAACAACGGCACCAGUAACCAUCGUGAUGGUGAAGCCCACAACCACGCUGACAACGACAAUGACGACGCCGAGUUUGAGAUGUGGGAGCAUGCGCGAGACAGCAGCUUGCGGAUCGCAGACUCGCACGUCAAUGCGUGGCCGGCCAUCAAGCCGCUUGACUUUAUCGGCAACAGCGAGGUGAUGAAGCGGCUGCUCACGGCGAUGCUGCGGCCACGAGACGGGUUCAGCUUCGCCAUCCACCGCGUUGAUGGCGCCAUGCUUGUCGACGACUUCAACCCGCUUGCGCAGGACCGCCACGGCCAACAGCACCGGCAGCGACAGCUUUCAGUGGGCAGCGAGGCGCAGUUGCUUCGGCUUGCGCAAGCAGCCAGCCCACGCACCUUUCGCUCCCAGCUGGCGCUCUCGCACACGGCCGAUGGCGAUGAUAUCGACGACGCGGUAACCAUUGCGAGUCACGCAAGCAGCAGCGCAACCACUCCCACCGCUCACAACAGCAGCAGCAGCAGCAGCGGCAGUGGUAGCACCCCUGGCACAGCUGGAAGUACACACAGGCAACACGAGCAGCAACACGAGCAUCGACAGCGGCAGCGACAGCAGCCUUCCCGUAACUUGCCGGCACUGCCACAGCUGGAGUAUCUUCCUCUCUCACACGUGAGCCAGCGCGACCAAGUCCCCAUUCCUCUUCCAUUCACGCCGCUGCAUCAUGCCAAUGAUUCAAACAACGGUGGCACUGGUAGCGAUGAUGGUGGUGGUGGUAAUGGUAGUUUGGAUCACGGCAGCAGCGCUGUGCACGAUGGUGCGGUGUCGUCGGGAACAGCGACACCGCCAUCAGCGAGAAGCAACUCGUCGUCACAGACAUCCACGUCGCUUGCACACCUAACAGCGACACCGCCAUCAGCGAGAAGCAACUCGUCGUCACAGACAUCCACGUCGCUUGCACACCUUCCGGCAUCGCUCUCCCUGCCACCUCCCCCAUCAAACGAGGACACGAAUACCACCAGCGCCAGCAUUGACAACAGCAGUGGCAACAGCGGUAGCGGUAGUGGUGGGCAUGAGGCAAACCAACUGCUGCUGUCGACGGUUGUUGGACAGGCGGAGCAGCGUCUUCCUGUCCGCUCAUAUUGGCAGACACACGACCACCUGUGGUCCUUCCACGACAUCCGCUCUGUCGUCACGUCUGACCUUGCCAUCUUUGGCGAUGGCGAGAAGCCCGUGCCGGCCAUCAGCCUGAAGCUGCGGGAGGACGGACAGCCCAUCAACGUGCUCACUGGCAUGGACCUCUGGCUGGACAACCUCAUGUGCAACGUCCCAGAGAUUAUGAUGUGCUACCACACGAACGGUGCUGUGUCACGCUACGAGACAAUCACAACAGAGGACCUGCCCGAGAUGAGCGGGUUUGAUCCAGAGGCCGUUGUGGCCAUUGCGCAAUCCAUGAAGACCUUCCUCAACAAGAACUGCACGGAGGAAGGACACACCUACUGGCUGUACAAGGGCGAGGAUGACGACAUUGUGCGGUUGUACGACUUCACCGCCCUUAUUGAGCAAUCACGGUCCUUGUCCACAGACCCAAACUCAAACGUGACCAACCCGUUUUCGCACUCGGUCGCGCUGCUGCUGUACAAGAUUGCCAUCCGCAUUUUGGAGGACGACCAGCCCCAGACGGACGACGAUGAUGCAACGGUGUGUCGACUCCUGGCCAACGCACGUAACCUGGUGGAGGCAGAGCGGUAUCCGAAGCUUGCAGCCGCCAUCAACCUGCACCUGAGCCAGAUGCCACCGCACGUCCUCGCCCGGCUCAACCUCGCUGAUCAUCGUGGCGAUGGCGAUGGUGGCAGUCGUGAUGGUAGUGAUGGUAGUGAUGGUAGUGAUGGUGGUGGUGAUGGCAGUGAUGGAAGACGUGGUGCAGCCCGCACGUCGCAUUCGCCAAGCGCACACAAGCAACAGCAGCAGCAGCAGCAGCAGCAGCAGCAGCAGGGGCAGCAGGGGCAGCAGGGGCAGGGGCGUAGUCGUGCUGGUGCCAGUGCUUCGUCAUCAUCAACAGCAACACCACCAACAUCUUCAUCAUCACCGCCACCGCGUCGGCCACCCGACACGGGCGCCAUCCCCAUGCCGUCUGAUACCAUGCACAGCUCGUUGCCCUGGACCUGUUGGAGCCAGCGGUGGAGUGGAGUGGAUUGCAGACAACCCACAGGCCACAGCCGGCAGCUGCUGGAGCUGGUGCUCACGCGCGCCGCACACCAUUACGCAACGCUGGCCAAGCUUGCGUUGCAGCGCGGGAAGUUUGGAUCCACCGUCCGCUUUUGUGACCUGUGCCUGCGGUGCCGCACCGGCGCGCGCCGAGCAAGCACGUGGUAUGACGGUGGUGACGGCGGAGGUCAAGGUGCUGAUGGGGAUGGUGACGGUGCUGAUGGGGAUGGUGAUGACAACGGAAGAGCUGGAGGCGAUGGCAGUAGUGGUGGUAAGCUGGAAGGUGGUGAGGGGGAGAGUGCAGCGAGCACAGACAGCAGAGUCAAUGGCGCGGGUGAUGAACAGCUGGAGAGCAAGCGCAGCGGCGAUGCAUCAAGGGCUGGUCGACAACACGUGGACGGCCACCAAUCGCGCACCACAACAACGACAACGACAACGACAACGACAACACCUUCGACAACAACAACGGCAACACAUUCGACAGCACAUUCGACACCAACACAAUCGCCACCGCUGCCGCCAACGCCGCCACCAGCAGCGGGGCCCAUCAUUGCCGUCAAGGCGGCAGAGCACCUGCAGACACACGUGAAGCAGGAAGACGACCCGCUUGGUAAAGUGUUGCCGCUGGCCGCACACGCGCUCCUGGCGCUUGCGGCGCUGCACCACGACGCACCCCAGCACCUUCCCCAGCAGAUGGCAGAGGCAACAUACCGCACACGGCAGGAUGCGGCUCUGGCGCGCUCCAGGGCGACCACCAGCAAUGACAACAGCCGCUGCAGCAGCGCACCGCCGCCACCGUCAACAUCGGCAACACCCCCGCCAACAGCACGAACUGGCAAUAAUGACGACGAUGACAACGAUGACGGUGAUGAUGGCGAUAUGGUGAUGAAGGCGAGCGGUUCGAGCGAGGACAAGGUCGGCCGGAAUGGCAGUGGUGUAGGCAACAGUGCUGGUGGUGAUGGCGACACGCGUGAUUGGGGCCAGCAAUUUGGUUCGAUUCCAAGCACCUUUGGGGGAUCGCUGCUCCAGCGCCAGGCCGUUGUCUCGUUUCCUCUUCCCAGCGACAGAGCGGCACUGGCAAAGGCAGCACUCGCUCUCUACGACUUUAUCCACAACGUGCGGUGGCUGUGCAUGCGCACGCUGGUGCGGCAGACGGGCAACGCGCACAACGAGAUGGCCAAAGUGCUGAUGGACCAGCUGUCGGAGAUGCCGGCACUCACUGCCUGGUCUGCCGCGCAAUUUGAAGAGCAGAAGCAAAUGGCGUGUGCGCAUUUCUUCCGCGCGCUGGCGGCGUUUCGCAACCUGCGGGACCGCGUGAACCAGGCCGUCAUCAACUGCAACCUGGCCAAACUCAUGCGCAUCAGCUACGCGCGCAACCAACUCCACAUGAACGCGCAGGAAGCACAGCGUGCACGUCGUCGUGGCGAUGGUGGUGGCGAUGGUGGUGGCAGUGGCGCAGUGCACGGUGCAAGCAAGGACAAGUCAGCACGGCCAUCAGCAUCAGAACAAUCCGACGCCCACACGGACACAAAAGCCAGCACCAACGACGACGAUGGCGAUGGUGAUGAUGGUGAUGGUGGUGGUGCCAGCCCCCAUGCCGUCGCGUCAACCGCUGACCGCAACCUGCACAUGCACGCCAUCCAGUACUACCAGCAGGCGAAGGACUGCCUUGCGCGCCGCGCCGUGCACCCGCAGCUGUGGGACCAGAUCCAGCUUGAGCUGGGCGGCACGCAUCUUGGGUUUGCGGCGCUGCUGGCGAGUGCUGCCCCCGCCCUUCGCGACGAUACGCACGUGGACUCGUACCUCAACAGCGCCAUCGCCAUCUUUGCAGACAUCAGCCGCAACCUCACGUCCGCGCCCGCCACCGCCGGCCGGCACGACAACGCGGCGUGGAUCAGUGCAAUGCGUCGCGCUGUGUCGCUGAAGCUCGGGGAGGCGCACCAUCGCCUUGGUCUCGUGCACCGGCGGUGGGCGGCGGCGGCAGCACGCACUGCAGCCAGCAAGGCGAGCAAGGUGGCAGAGAACCACCUCAACAAGGCGCUGUCGUACUACGCCAUGUACCCGGACGAAACGGCCGGGCUUGUGCUGCAGGUGCACUUUGAACGGGCCACGCUGCACAGCAGCGCGCACGGCCGGCACAGCGGCAGCCCCAAUGUUGGUGCGUUGAAGCGAAGUCUGCGGGACUUGCUUGCAUGCAAGGACGCCCUGGCCACGUGCGUCUCGUCGCGAACCCUCUUUCCAGCAGCAGCGGCAGCAGCAGCAGCAUCGAGAAACCACAAGAAGCGGCGCAUGCGCGCUGGUGAGGGUGGCGGUGAAGGUAGCAGUGGUGAGGGUGGAGAGGAUGUGUCUGAUGAAGUGGCGCAGCAGCGGCAGCAGGUGGUGGAGGUGUGCACUGCCAUCCGCGCGCGACUGCAGGAUCUUCUGGAGGCGUUGGUGGGAGACGGUGGCGGUAAUAAGGCUGGGCGGAGCAGGAACAAGAAGAAGGGCAGGAGAGAAUAUAAGGAGAGAGCGCGUGCGCAGCUCAAUGCGUGCACUGCUCUUGCAUCACGCGAGUUCACGUCUCCCGACGACCUGAGGCGCUUGAUGACGCUGUUGCAGCAGUGCCGGCCUCUGCUAUCGUGA